Messenger RNA from Camellia sinensis, 1318 nucleotides. Lineage: Eukaryota; Viridiplantae; Streptophyta; Magnoliopsida; Ericales; Theaceae. The record is from RefSeq and is a predicted model, not a curated record.
ACAACAAAGGUUCUCAAACCCCUAUGAUUAAAAAAAAUAAAAAUCUCUCUCUCUCUCUCUCUCUUUCAAUGAGAAUUUUGAGAGCUUCCUCUACUUAAUCCAGAGAAGUUAGACCUCUCAAAGUUUCUUACAAAGACUUGUGUUUGGGAGUUUCAAGAGAAAAGCAAAAGAGAAAGAGGGAGAAAGUGAAAGAAAGCAAGGGAAAAUUGUGUGUUUGUUGAGGAGGAGAAAGAGAGAACGAUGAAUCAAGGUGUGUUGCAGAGCUCACCGGUGCAACAAAUGGUGGCCGGAGGGCCUAACUGGUGGAAUAUGAAUAGCAUGAGGCCACCAUCUCAACAAUCUUCACCUUUCUUGCCUCCUGUUCCAAAUCUAUUCCCUCACUUCACACCACCACCCAUAUCUUCUUGGCAUGACAACCAGGACCUUCCAGAGUCAUGGAGUCAACUACUCUUGGGAGGAUUGGUGGGUGAAGAAGAAAAGUCUGGUCUGAGUCUGACCCACAUUCAAGCUAAGAAGUUGGAGAAUUGGGAAGAACAACUAUUGCAACAAGCUCCAAAUGCUCCAUCUGUGGAAAUAAAGCAAGAAAACUCACCAUGCAGCUAUGUCUAUGGACAUGGAAAUGCUAAUGUGGACUACCAAACAACAGCAAAACCUACUUGGUCUCAAAUGAUGAUUGCUUCAUAUCCAAAGUCUUGUGUUACAACACAUUUAAGCGACAUCAACAUGUUGGAUUUUUCUAACAAGAAGUCUGAUGGGAGGCAUCCACCACCGGAUCGUUCCUCUGAGGGCAACAGCACUGCCACUGGUGGUAUGGUACUAAAGAAAGCUAGGGUUCAUCAACCUUGUUCAACCCAAUCAACCUUCAAGGUGAGGAAGGAGAAAUUAGGAGACAGAAUAACAUCCCUCCACCAGCUAGUUUCCCCAUUUGGGAAGACUGACACUGCUUCUGUGUUGUUAGAAGCUAUUGGGUACAUUAGAUUCCUUCAGAGUCAAAUUGAGGUGAUAAUAUAUGUUUCUUCCUCUUCUUUUUAUUUUUUUGCUAACUACCAUGAACCAGUUCAAGGGGAGAGGAAUUGUUUAUUUCCUGAAGACCCUGGUCAGUUGUUGAAUGACAACUGCAUGAAGAGAAAAGGAGCUUCCGAGCAGGAUUGUGAGGAACCAAAGGACUUGAGGAGUAGAGGGUUGUGCCUAGUUCCAAUAUCAUGCACACUGCAAGUUGGGAGUGACAAUGGGGCAGAUUAUUGGGCUCCAGCGGCGGCUCCGCCAGCUUUCGGUGGCGGUUUCCGGUAGAUGGAAAUUUUUGUCACAGCACACUAUA